Protobothrops mucrosquamatus (brown spotted pit viper) is the source of this 1861-nucleotide messenger RNA. RefSeq names its product sphingosine kinase 2 (gene SPHK2). The transcript has 5 exons. Lineage: Eukaryota; Metazoa; Chordata; Lepidosauria; Squamata; Viperidae. Gene Ontology annotation, cellular component: cytoplasm; intracellular membrane-bounded organelle; membrane. The record is from RefSeq and is a predicted model, not a curated record. The coding region runs from base 59 to 1861 and encodes 600 amino acids. Gene Ontology annotation, biological process: sphingosine biosynthetic process; positive regulation of apoptotic process; sphinganine-1-phosphate biosynthetic process.
GAACUAGUUGUUUGACAGAUAUUAAAGCACAAUUGCAAAGCUGGGGUUCCAUGACAAGAUGAAUCUGGUACUGAAGCCUUGUCAAGAAGGUUCUGAGGCCAUCCUCCAUGGGGAGUUUGGGUCCUACCCCCCUAAGGGGAUCCGCUAUGCCCUCAGCCUCACCCGGACUGAACUGCAUAUCCAACGCCUAGUACCCAAGCCGGACACUGAUCAACGGACCGUGAUACGGCUGAUAGAUGUGGUUGGUUGCCACACACUACGCAGUCAUACAGUAGCAAACCAGUCAGCAUUCUUCUGCAUCUUUGCCUAUCCACUGAAGAAAAAAAAGGUGGCCGUGGGCUCAGGACGGGCCCGGCAGCGGAUUGCAAAGACCUUUCAAGUGGAUGGAGCAGAGCACUACAAGGAAAACCAGGCUCUUGCCGAAAAAUGGGCAGCUGCCAUCAAGUGCCUAGUGUUGGGGAUUCCAAUUUCCAGUGAAACAGAGAUUAGCUGUAAUCUAUUGCCACGUUCCCGCCGCCUGCUCCUCUUGCUCAACCCCUUUGGGGGCAAAGGUAACGCACUGCAGUGGUGUCAGAGUCACAUCCUUCCCAUGAUUACUGAGGCAGAUGUCAGCUUCAACUUGAUCCAAACAGAGAGACAGAACCACGCCCGGGAGCUGGUGCAGAGCAUCUGUUUAGAUGAAUGGGAUGGUAUUGUGGUCAUUUCAGGAGACGGACUUCUUCAUGAGGUUAUUAAUGGUUUGAUGGAGCGUCCUGACUGGGAGGAAGCAGUUAAAAUGCCUCUGGGGAUUCUUCCCUGCGGAUCUGGGAAUGCCGUGGCAGCAGCUAUUAAUUGUAGUGCUGGGUUUGAACAGGUCUUGGGCCAGGAGCUGCUGACAAACUGCACCCUUCUGCUCUGCCAUGGGGCAAUUUCUCCCUUGGACCUGGUCUCCAUCACCACCGCAUCAGGCACCCGUGUCUUCUCUUUCCUGAGUGUGGCCUGGGGCUUCAUUUCAGAUGUGGACAUCGAAAGUGAGAAGUACCGGCACAUGGGCCCAGCCCGGUUCACCUUGGGGACCAUGGUUCGCCUGGUUUCUCUCAACACUUACCGGGGCCGGCUCUCCUACCUUCCUGCUCUUGGUUGUGCAACUCAUCGGCCGAUUUUGCGCAGUAUCACCGUAGCCGCCAAUGGGAGCCUUCCCUUCCAGCACCUGCCCCUCCACCGCACGGUCUCUGAUAUGGGCCUUUGCGAGGAGCGCCAAGCCUUCCGCCAUCGUGAGAUGGAGUCAGCUGAGGAGCCCACCCCCUCACCUAGCUCCCCACCUUCUUCUUCCAGCUUCCAAGCAUCCAACUUCAGUUUUGAAACCUUGUCAGAAGUGACAGUUGACAAGGAGUCCCAGCACACCGAUCUGCCCAAAGUUCUAUCAGACCGGUUGCCUUCUGCCCGGCAAAUGCAUGGCCCUCUGGAUGACUUUCUGGCCCCACUUGAACAACCGGUGCCCAAGUCCUGGGUGACGGUGGAGGACGAUUUUGUGCUGGUUUUGGCCAUUUACCAGACUCACUUAGGGGCAGACCUCUUCACCAUGCCCAUCGCUGGCUUUAAUGAUGGUCUUAUCCAUCUUUGCUUUGUCAGGGCGGGUAUCUCCCGGGCAAACAUGAUUCGCCUCUUCUUAGCUAUGGAGAAAGGCACUCAUUUUGAGCAUGAGAGUCCUUAUUUUACACACCUGCCUGUCCGAGCUUUCCGCAUAGAACCUCUCACUCACAAGGGAAUCAUUACCAUUGAUGGGGAACGGGUGGAAUAUGGGCCCAUUCAGGGACAAAUCCAUCACGGGGUUGCCAACUUAGUUACUGGGAUCAACCAGUCUAAGCUGACUACCUUCUGA